CACCACGACAGCUUCACCCCACCUUCGUGCUACGGUAUUUUGAUGGCGUCAAUCGGAUUGGUAAGACUCAAGACAUAGCCUCUUACUUUGCCUUCCCGAACUGUAUGCUCAAAGCUGCUCGACCUAUCCUCUUUUUCUCUCCAAAGCAAUUGGGCAUUUCUCAAAUCUUCGGGCCACCAGUACCUACCAAGCUCAAGCCGAAGAGCUUCAGCUUAUCUGCAAGAAUGGCAAACAUCCACACCCCGAUCCCGGCACUGAAGCUGAACGAUGGGACUUCAAUUCCAGUGCUAAGUUAUGGCACCGGCACGGCGUGGUACAAGACUGGCGAAGAAUCCAAGAUCGACCGCGCAUUGGUUGAGAGCAUCAAGACGGCGAUCAAGCUCGGAUAUACUCAUCUCGACGGUGCAGAGGUCUACAAGACAGAGCCGGAGCUCGGCCUCGCGAUUAAAGAGAGCGGCGUCCCACGAGAGAAGUUAUACAUCACAACGAAGGUGAUUGUCAACAUUGCGGACAUCGAAGGUGCCAUAAAGAACAGCUUGAAAAAGCUGCAACUGGACUACGUGGAUCUAUAUCUCAUUCACUCUCCCUUCUUCGCCAAAUCCGACGCCGAGCUCCAAUCCGCCUGGGCAACCUUGGAAAAGGUUCAAGCUGCUGGUCUCGCCAAAUCUAUCGGCGUCUCCAACUACCUCGUCCCGCACCUUGAAGCUACGCUUAAAACAGCUAAGGUCGUCCCGGCUAUCAACCAGAUCGAGUUCCACCCCUACCUGCAGCACACAGAGCUCUUGAACUUCCACAAGCAGCAUGGCAUCGCGACAUCCGCGUAUGGGCCGCUUACUCCAAUAACAAAAGCGAAGCCGGGCCCAAUUGAUGGGUACCUGGCGGCAUUGGCGAAGAAGUACGCGGUUAGUGAAGGGGAGGUGCUCUUGAGGUGGGCGAUUGAUCAGGAUAUUGUGGCGAUCACGACGAGUUCGAAGGAACAGCGUCUUUCGGACUACUUGAGGGCGGCUACAUUCAAGCUGACGCCAGUGGAGAUUAAGGAAAUCAAGGAGAAGGGGGAGGAGAAGCACUUUAGGGGCUUUUGGAACGACAAGUUUGAGGAGAGCGAUCGGUCUUGAGCAUGUUUCAUGGUGUAGACUGUCUUCCAUUACGUGAAGCUAUUGAAGGACACUUGAUAUAACAUGCUGCUUUGAACUUAAGAUCUUGCUCCAUAUUUUGGACAAACUCUUAGGACACAGGGCAUAAAAGAAGUAGCACUCAUAGUUCGAACAAGCCACCACACCGCCGUCGGCGUGUACACAUGUAUACCACUGCUUAGGGUGCUUCAACGCAGUUACGGGUGAUGGAAGCUCUUCACCUUGGUCUAUUUCCAAAGUCGCUGAAGCACUCUAAGCUGUGGCAGACAAGCGUAAGCGUGUUUGAUGAUGGUCAGGCUCCUUUAAACCGAAUCUGGCAGUCCACGGUUUCGUGGUUCUGGGUUAGAGAUUCCUAUUUUUGAUGUACGCACUAUUUCUGUGCUUGUGUACAGUUGUUUACCUGCG
Messenger RNA from Mytilinidion resinicola, 1538 nucleotides. RefSeq names its product aldo-keto reductase family 1 member C13. The record is from RefSeq and is a predicted model, not a curated record. Bases 225 to 1115 code for a protein of 296 amino acids. The transcript has 3 exons. Gene Ontology annotation, molecular function: oxidoreductase activity, acting on NAD(P)H as acceptor. Lineage: Eukaryota; Fungi; Ascomycota; Dothideomycetes; Mytilinidiales; Mytilinidiaceae.